Molecule: messenger RNA, 384 nt
Organism: Pichia kudriavzevii
Lineage: Eukaryota; Fungi; Ascomycota; Pichiomycetes; Pichiales; Pichiaceae
Exons: 1
Coding region: 1-384 (127 amino acids)
Source: RefSeq, a predicted model, not a curated record
AUGGCAUCGUUUUUCCGAGGGUAUGUCCCCGAGACGGUGCGACUGAAAUACAAGGACGAGCAGAUGAUUGCAGUGCACUUCAAGCGACGGUCUGGGUACCUCUUUUCCGGGACAUUGGAUCUCUAUGACGAUGGCGGCGAGUACAAGCUUGUGAUUCGGAACUACCAAGGGGAGUGGGCCGGGACGGUUGUGUUUGCAGACAUGAGAAGUGACGGGCUGCGGUGUUUUGAUAUGCAACGCAACAGUAUUAUCAAGACGCUCUACCAGUUAAAGGACGAGGAGUAUGUAGUCUAUGUCAAGGUUGGCGAGGAUGAAUAUGUGAUGAUGCACAUGGAGCUCUGUCCUGGCGACGAGGAGAUACUGGAGAGAGUCUUGGCGGGAUAA